This is a messenger RNA of Boeremia exigua, 1126 nucleotides long. RefSeq names its product beta-1,4-xylanase precursor. Gene Ontology annotation, molecular function: hydrolase activity, hydrolyzing O-glycosyl compounds. The coding region runs from base 422 to 1123 and encodes 233 amino acids. Lineage: Eukaryota; Fungi; Ascomycota; Dothideomycetes; Pleosporales; Didymellaceae. Gene Ontology annotation, biological process: xylan catabolic process. The record is from RefSeq and is a predicted model, not a curated record. The transcript is spliced from 3 exons.
UCUACACCCUCGGCAUCUUGCCCGAGGUUCUACACAACGACUUCAGUCAACCUCCUGGCAUGAACACUAAAGUAUCUCCUGUCCUGUUCUGCGCUGCAGUGUAGCUCGACGUCUAGUUCGGCAGAUACUGUGGGGAAGCAGGGGUCCCCGAAGCCCACCGGCUGCAGUGUCGCUGGGCAUCCGUAAAACAGCCGAAAGGAUUGACGACUUGCCCAUGGUGAUAGCCAUGGUGCCACAAAUUAAUAUACCAAAAGACAGCACAGCUGACACGGCCACACCAAUCUCCAUCUAAUGACCAAUUGCAUGCGGUUGAACUCUGCCAUUAGGCUCAAAUCCGCCUCUAUGGCCUAUAUAUCAUGUCCUGACAACAGACACAUUUGAAUGAGACACUGCAAUUCCAACAACCGCCUCAGGAUUCAACAUGGUUUCAUUCACUACCCUACUCCUCGCCUGCACGGCCGCACUCGGCGUGUUCAGCGCCCCCCUCGACGUCCUCACCGAUAUCGUGGAGCGCGAAGAUGCUAACAUCACGGCCCUCGACAAGCGCCAGACAACUAGUAAUGGAGAAGGCACCCAUAACGGAUACUUCUACUCGUGGUGGUCUGACGGUGCCGGCUACGCACAGUACACCAUGGGCGAGGGCAGCCGGUACUCUGUGACAUGGCGCAACACAGGCAAUUUCGUAGGAGGCAAAGGAUGGAACCCCGGCACGGGACGCACCAUCAACUACGGCGGCUCCUUCAGCCCCCAAGGAAACGGCUACCUCGCCAUCUACGGCUGGACCCGCAACCCCCUCGUCGAAUACUACGUCGUCGAGAACUACGGCACGUACAACCCCGCCAGCAGCGCGACACGCAAAGGUAGCGUCACCACUGACGGCGGCACCUACGACGUCGCGCUGUCGACGCGCGUUAACCAGCCGUCAAUUGAUGGCACGCGUACGUUCAAUCAGUACUGGUCGGUCAGGCAGGCGAAGCGCAGCAGCGGCAGUGUCAAUAUGCAGACUCAUUUCAAUGCAUGGGCGGGAUAUGGGAUGCAGCUGGGCAGCCACUACUAUCAAAUUGUGGCGACGGAGGGUUAUCAGAGCAGUGGUAGUUCGGAUAUCUAUGUGCAGACGAAGUGAGGC